Electrophorus electricus (electric eel) is the source of this 920-nucleotide messenger RNA. Its product is annotated as C5a anaphylatoxin chemotactic receptor 1. Gene Ontology annotation, cellular component: membrane. NCBI's taxonomy places the organism in Eukaryota, Metazoa, Chordata, Actinopteri, Gymnotiformes, Gymnotidae. The record is from RefSeq and is a predicted model, not a curated record. Gene Ontology annotation, molecular function: G protein-coupled receptor activity. Gene Ontology annotation, biological process: G protein-coupled receptor signaling pathway.
AUGGAGGAUCAAAGGGCCAGGGUGAAGAAGUCUGUACUCACGCUUGUUCUUAGUAUUGAGAUGGUGCUGGGUGUUCUGGGAAAUGCCCUGGUUCUGAUUGUUAAAAUUGGGUGUCGGAAGCAGUUUCAGUGUGUUUACUGGCUGCCGUUUGUCAGUCUCACUCUGUCUGAUUUCUGCUGUGCGGUGCUGAUUAUAAGCAGUUCUUUGUUCGCUGUCUUGACUGGGGGUCAGAAGUCGCCGUGGUGUGAAGUUGUCAGCCUGUUCAAAUUCACUUUUAUCACAUCCUCCAUCGGAAGCGUAGCAAUUCUCACUGUCCAGCGGUUUGUGGGCUUAGCUUCCACUCAAAGACGCUUGUCUGUUGUCAUGGUGAUAGCAUGUUUGGCUUCCUGGUUGAUGGGAGCUACAUUUGGGAUGGUACCAGUCAUCUAUAAUUGGGUGAGGUAUGAUCCUGCAGAGAUGCUGUGUGCUGUGUUCUGGGAGAGCGGUUAUUCUGAUAUGCUGGCCUACAUACUCUGUACCUUCUCCAUCUCCUUCUUUCCCGCACUACUCCUCAUCCUUAUCUGCUCUUUCCUGACCUCUGUUGGCUACGGGAAGAACUGCACCAGCCAACUGGACCUGUCCUCUGUCACUCCUCUGCUGGUGGGAUCCUAUCUGCUCUGCUAUACUCCUUUCACUGUGUCAGAGCUGUUUUUGCUUGGGAGGCUGGAUCUGUCACCAUCCCCUGACUGGCUCAGGACACUUUCAUCGGUAAUGGCCUAUCUGGACUGCACCCUGAACCCAAUCAUCUACUGCACUAAUCAAGGCUUUCGAGAGGCAGUACUUGCAUUGCUGUGGGCCACCAGAAAGUCAUGCUUACCUGACCCUGUACUGACUAGCAUAAAAAAGAUAGACAUAUAGUAUUGACACAGAAAGGAAGCAUU